Molecule: messenger RNA, 2455 nt
Organism: Pollicipes pollicipes
Lineage: Eukaryota; Metazoa; Arthropoda; Thecostraca; Pollicipedomorpha; Pollicipedidae
Product: condensin complex subunit 3
Exons: 9
Coding region: 122-2455 (777 amino acids)
Biological process (GO): mitotic chromosome condensation
Cellular component (GO): cytoplasm; condensed chromosome; condensin complex
Source: RefSeq, a predicted model, not a curated record
GGUUGCGGUUGGCCUCGGUUGCGGGUUGGCCUUCGUUGCGUGCCGUGGGAUAAUUGAUUGUUCUGUGAUGUUUCGGUUGUUAAUUUGUUAGCAACCUGCCGAAUUUAACACCGCUGCCACCAUGCUGAACACAAUGCAGGACGUGUUCGUCGCAUGCCAGGCCAGCAUCUCGGUGCACCAGAAGCUGCUGACCGCGUUGAAGGCGAUCCACGCGGCGCGCGAUGACGACGAGGCCUUCUUCGUGGAGUUUGUGCGCCUGCUGCGGCACGCGCUGGUGCGCGGCGAAAAGAGCGCGCCGGUGGAGCGCACGCUCGAGUUCGCAGCCCGGUUCGCGCGCCACCUGUGCCCGGCGGCGGUAGAGGCCGACAAGGCGGUCGACGAGGCAGAGGAGGUGCACCCGUUCUUCGGCCGCCUGUUCCAGUUCCUGGUGGAUAGCCACCGCGCGACCGACUCGGCCGUCCGCCUGCGCAGCUGCCAGCUGCUGAACAAGCUGCUGCUGCACCUGGGCGAGAACGCCUACCUGGACGACGCGCUCUGCGACCGCGUGUACGAGGCCAUGCUGGAGCGGCUGCAGGACACGGUGCCGGCCGUGCGCGUGCAGGCUGUGUUCGCGCUGUCGCGCCUGCAGGAGCCGCACAACAAGCAGUGCCCGGUGAUCCGGGCGUACGUGUUUCACCUGCGUAACGACCCGAGCGCCGACGUACGGCGCGCAGUGCUGCUCAACAUCGGCGGCUCGGCCGCCACGCUGCCGCACGUGCUGGAGCGCAUCCGCGACUCGAGCGCGCCCGUCCGUCGCCAGGCCUACCUCUUCCUGACCAAGGUGCACAUCAAGUCUAUCUCGAUGUCUGAGCGCCGCCGGCUGCUGAAAGAGGGCCUACAGGACCGCGACGAGGCCAUCCGUCGCACCGUGCAGAAGGACCUGCUGCAGUUCUGGCUGCGCCUGCUGGCCGGCAGCGUCACGCAGCUGCUGCGCUGCCUCUACGUGGAGAUGUGCCCGGACGUGGCUGAGCUCGUGGUCAAGGCCAUGUGCCGCGAGACCUCGUACGCUGACAUGGUGGAGAGUCUGGCCCUGCCGGCCGACACGCGCCUGUUCGCCGCCGACCAGCUGACGGCCGAGCACGCGCUGCUGUGGCGCGCGCUCUGCGACCACCUGCGGAGCGAGGGUGGCGGCGCCGACUCUCAGCUGGAGCGCAUCACGCCCGACCUGCCGGCGCUGUGCGGCCUCAUCCAGCAGCUUAGCGGCCGGCCGCCGGCCGACGGCGAGCACGAGACGGACCGCUUCGUGCUGCGCCAGCUGAUCGCGCUGGCGGCUGGGCUCGAGCUGUGGGACGAGUUCGGCCGGCGCUUCGCGACGGCGCAGGAGCUGCAGCGCCAGCAGACGCUGUGUCAGGAGGAGGAGCGCGAACUCCAGGAGCGGCCCGAGCCGGCGCCGGCCGACGACGUCGGCGAGUGCGCCGAACGCGACGACCCGGCCACGCUGACCAAGUGCCUGACGGUGCUGUACGAGCUGCUGCAGUCGCCCGAGCUGAAGACGCUGACGGCCGAGCUGCGCGCGCUGGCCGAGACGCUCGUGCUACCGGCCGUGCAGAACGAGGACCCGGGCGUGCGCGAGGCGGCCGUGCGCGCGCUCGGCGCCCUUUCGCUGCUGAACCGCGGCCUCGCCGAGCAUCACCUGGUGCUCUUCGUCCAGGUGGCGCAGGCGGACCAGUGCGAGGUGCAGCUGACGGCGCUGCGGGCUGUCUUUGACCAGCUGCUGGUGCACGGGCUGGAGGUGGCCGCGCCGGCCGAGCAGCCCGACCAAAUGGCGCCGCUAGUCACCGAGCUCACCGCCAUGCUGGAUGUCGGGGAGCCAGAGGUGCGCGGCCUGGUGGCGGAGGGCCUCUGCAAACUGCUGAUGCACGGUCGCAUCAGCUCGCCCCGACUGUUGGAGCGGCUCGUGCUCAUGUGGUACAACCCCGUCAUGGACGGCGACAGUUUCCUGCGCAACAUGCUGGGCGUGUUCUUCCCGGCGUUCGGCGCCGCCAGCCGCGCCAACCAGGAGAUGCUGGCUGACGCCAUGCUCCCCACCAUACACACGCUCAUGCAGGCGCCGAUGACUUCACCGCUGGUGGAGGUGGACCUGGACGACGUGGCGCGCUUCUUCGUGCAGCUGACGCAGUCGGCCAUGCUGGCCGAGCGGCAGGCGGAGCUGCCCGGGUCCGUGCACGAGGCGCUCGCGUACCGGCUGCUGAACGCCCUGCUGGACGGCCCAACCAUCGAGGACGGCAGCGAGGGUCCGGAGCCGGAGUCGCCCCGGGACGACGCGGUGGUGGCGGCUGGCGGCGCGCCGUCCGGCCGAGGAGGAGGUGGCCGGAGCCUCGAGGAGGCGGCGGCGCGCCACACGAUCAGAAACACCAGGGGAUCCAGGCUCCGAGUGGAGGAGAGUCCGGACAACGCUGUCUCCGGAGCCGCUUGA